This is a messenger RNA of Heteronotia binoei (common prickly gecko), 1791 nucleotides long. RefSeq names its product coenzyme Q2, polyprenyltransferase (gene COQ2). Gene Ontology annotation, biological process: ubiquinone biosynthetic process. The transcript has 7 exons. The coding region runs from base 285 to 1430 and encodes 381 amino acids. NCBI's taxonomy places the organism in Eukaryota, Metazoa, Chordata, Lepidosauria, Squamata, Gekkonidae. Gene Ontology annotation, cellular component: mitochondrial inner membrane. The record is from RefSeq and is a predicted model, not a curated record.
AGAUACUUUAUUCUUUCCUCCUUGCCUUUCUACCCUCAUAGAGCCCUCAAAACCUACUCUCGUAUCAGCUUUUAUUGAGUCAAAUGAAUAAAAUAAAUAAAUAAACCCAAGCUUCUUCCUGCUAAAAAAGCUCGCCGAUAUCAGCCAGGAUCCCUUCCGGCUGGGUCUCGAGUGGUGCCUCUCUAGCCAUGUCAUCUCUAUGGUGAGAUUAAAGGUUCAAAUCCGGUUGCGGAAGCACCUCUGCGGACGGAGAUAGAAAAUAACCAUAGGCCCGCGCUAUCUCUAUGGAGACGGCCGCCGACAUUCGUCGUGACGUCAGAAGAAGGCCGGCAAACAUGGCGGCCCUGCCGCUGCUCUCCCGCCUAAGUAGGCCGCUUCGUCUCAAGUGCUGUCUCCUCGCGCAAGCAAGCGCGGCGCGCGUCCCCGAGGCCGCGUCCUGCGCCUUGGCCAAUCGCCACCAGCCUCCCCACCCUUCGCUCCAGAGUGCUCGGAGGCCUCUCAGUACAGUCUCCACGGAGGGCCUCGUCCGUGCGGCUCCCGCCUCUCUUCAGCCCUACCUACGCCUCAUGAGGCUGGACAAGCCCAUUGGGACAUGGUUGCUGUAUCUUCCUUGCACGUGGAGUAUAGGCCUUGCAGCAGAACCAGGCUGUCUGCCCUCCUUGUACAUGCUGUUACUCUUUGGCACUGGAGCGGUCCUGAUGCGGGGAGCAGGCUGUACAAUUAAUGACAUGUGGGAUCAGGACUAUGACAAAAAGGUUGCAAGAACAGCAUGUCGGCCACUGGCUGCUGGAAAGAUUUCAACUUUUCAGUCUCUUGUUUUCCUUGGAGGACAGCUCAGCUUGGCGUUAUGUAUACUUCUGUGUUUAAAUUAUUACAGUAUUGUGCUAGGAGCAGCCUCUCUGUCUCUUGUGGUGACCUAUCCCCUUAUGAAGAGAAUAACAUACUGGCCUCAGCUGGUCUUGGGUCUUACUUUUAACUGGGGUGCAUUACUGGGGUGGUCGGCCAUCAGAGGCUCUUGCGACUGGUCUGUUUGCUUGCCCCUGUAUUUAUCAGGAGUUCUGUGGACGCUGAUAUAUGACACCAUUUACGCUCAUCAGGAUAAAAAAGAUGACGUUGCCAUUGGUGUGAAAUCCACAGCAUUACGAUUCAAUGAAAACACAAAGCAGUGGCUCAGUGGCUUCAGCGCUCUGAUGCUUCUGGGACUGACUGUGACAGGAAUGAACUGUGAUCAGACUUUCCCCUACUAUGCAGCUGUGGCAGCUGUAGGCAUUCACUUGGCACAGCAGAUAUACACUUUGGAUAUACACAGUUCUGAAGAUUGCUGGAAAAAGUUUUCUUCUAAUCGCACAAUAGGACUCUUGCUUUUCGUAGGGAUUGUUCUGGGGAAUUUACAGAAAAAGAAAAAUACAGAAGAAACAAGGAAACUUUAGGUAGUACUUAGUGCGAACAUACUGAACUUCGUUUUGUGGUCAAGAAAAUGAUUCCAAAGAGAUUUUUUUUUAAAGUUCUGCACAAUUAAUUUUUUUCUUUGCCCUUGCAAGACUUUGUGGAAGUGGUCCUUUGUUUGGAAGAUCAUGCAUCUUUUUUUGUCUAAAGUCUGUCAAUGAAAUAAAAAUGUGUGAGAUUUUCCUACUGAAGUUCCAGGAAAAUGCUUACAGGUCUACACCCACAUCUGAGUACUGUAAAAAUGUAGCUGGUGUUCUGGAAUUAUUUUGUGAAUACAACCCAUUAUUUUGCAGUUGUAACACUAUUUCAAAUAUUUAAACUUAUUAAACAUUGAGUCGGUGUAAA